This is a messenger RNA of Striga asiatica, 857 nucleotides long. Lineage: Eukaryota; Viridiplantae; Streptophyta; Magnoliopsida; Lamiales; Orobanchaceae. The record is from the annotation of a GenBank genome assembly.
AAAAAUAAAAAAAUAGAAAAAACGAUCUCCUGCUUAAUUGCCCACAGUUUCCAAAACUAGUGACCGUCGGAUGAAUGAAUUUACCCUCCAACGGCCAGAUUAGGGAUUCUUUCAACCAUUUUUUUCCCUCGCUGCUCUGGGAUAAACCCUAGAAAUUGCUUGCAGAUAGGGAUUUUUGGGUUAAUUCUUGGGUUUUUCUGACCUUUUAUUUGUCAGGUGUAUCAAAAUGGCAACUUGUACUGAAGAGGAUCCGAAAAAUAAACCACAGCCGCAAUUAGUGAGGUUGGACAGAGCAUUCAAACUGGCUGAACAGUGGGUUAACAACAUGAGUAAAUCCUCAGUGGAUGAGAAAUCGAAAUCGACUUCUGUAGAUUUGGAAGGGCGUCCGGCUAGGCUGGGUAUUGGUGCAACUGUUCCUAAAGAGUCUAGAGUCACGCGUUCUGAUAAUCCAGUCGAGAGAAAAUUGAUUGCCACAUUGAAUGCUAACAAAAAGAAAGCCAUAACGAAAAAUGAGGCUCCAUCUGCAAAGGUCGAAAAUGUCCUUGGUGACGGAAGUGACGAGGACGAGUCGGAAAGUAAAACGAGAUCUUUUACCAAGAAGAGACCACCGAAUUUCUCACAUUCACUUCUACAAUCGAAAAAACAUAAAUAAUCAGGCAUACUGUGUGAAGGAAGAGCAGUAUUUUCAAGUUUUUAACUGUUUUUGUCUGCUCCAUAACUUUUUGCUAAGGAGAUUUUUUUUCCUCAUUAAUAUGUGGUAUGUAAAAGUGUGAAUCUUUUGUUCCUGUGUGAAGGAAGAGCAGUGUUUUUAACUGAUUUGUUCUCUCCAUAACUUUUCACUAAGGACAUUUUUUUCU